AUGGCAGCGGCGGUGGAUAUAGGCUAUGUGGCCGGCCACCUUGGCUUGUCCGAAUCGAUAGUUUCGACAGCCACGACCGAUCCGACCCCCGAGCUCGUCGCGAGCCUCCUCGAAGCCGUCAUUGCGAAAGCUCGAGAGCAUGACGAGCUAUACGCGCAGAAGCUCCAGGUCGACAUCGAGCUCGAGAGCGCCCAUCACAGCGCAGAGUCUAGAUGCCAGACCUUCAAGGCUACUGCCGACAAGGCACUGAAGGACGUCGAAGAAGUUCGUCAAAAGUUGAGGGAGGAAGAGACGAAGCGACAAACUGUUGAGAACGAGCUCCAGUCGCUCAAGUCGCGUGGAUCCGACCACGACUCUGAGAUCACUUCCCUACGCGACCGAAUCGAGUCUUUGCAAUCCUCCAACCGUGCGAACAUGGCCCUGCUGGAGUCGCGGAACGCUCGCGACUCUGAGCUGUCCGAGGAGUUGGCCAAGCAGCACCAGAAGAACGUUCAGCUUCAGAAGGAGAUCACUUCCCUGCAACAGGCUGUUCAGACUGCCCAGGCCGCGGUUAGCAGCGCCAAAUACCGGGAGGAAUCUCUCCAGCAGCAACUCGACCUGGCCCGACGCAACAGCGAGUGGUUUGAAACCGAGCUCAAGACCAAGAGCGAGGAAGCGCUCAAAUACCGCCGCGAAAAGGGAGCACGUAUCGCCGAACUGCAGCGCCAAAACGAAGACGCCAAGUCCAGCAUUGAAUCCCUGAAGCGAAGCGAACAACAGCUCCGAGACCGCCUCGAUGCGGCUCAAGCCAAGGCCGAAGAGGCCCUCACCAAGGUUCAACAGCAGCAAGAGGCCUUUGCCCGCAGCGAGGAGAGCUACAAGCACGAGAUCGAGAGCAAGCAGCGCGUCGUGGACAUGACUAACCAGCUGGCCGACAGCCACAAGGCCCGUGUUCAGACUCUUGAAGGUGAGAAGGAGGCUCUGAAGGAAAAGCAUGCAAACGAAAUCAGACGCAUCCAACAAGAGCUUGAGAGGGAGAGGGAAACUUGCCGUGCUCUGGAGGAGAGAGUCACCCAACUCGAGGGUGAGGUUGAUGAGCUUCACGCCCGCAUGGAACAGGGCCCUCCCCGUGGCUCUACGCCUACGCCACAGACACCGCGCAUGAACGGUUCGUUCCUCGGAAGACCUGCCUCUCCUUUCGCUACUCCGGCCUCGGCGCGAAGCAAGUCGGCCAUCACCGCAACCCAGGCCAUUGAUGAACUUUACAAGGUCAAGGGACAGCUGGCGGGAGAGAAGAGACGCAACCAACAGCUCGCCGAGGAGCUCGACAACAUGAUUGCUCUCUUGGAGGCCAAGACACCCGAAAUCGAGGAACUCCAAAACGAAGCCGACAGCCUGCGAGCCGAGAUCACUAGGAUGUCCGAGCUCUCUCAAACGAGCUUCGAGGAGCGCGAUGCUGCGAAGAAGAGCGCAAGGAAGGCCGAGGGCGCGCUGGCAAACGCACAAGCAGAGUCCAAGAUCCUUCGCACACAGGUCCGCGAUCUCAGCACCCAGAUCCAAAUGUUGGUCUUCAACAUGCACGCCCGCGAAAAGGGCCUGGAGCAGCUCAGCCGCGAGGAGACUAUUCGCUUGGAACAGCUUUCUCGAGGCGAGGUCACCGAGGGCGCUCUCGCCGACAUGUCCGACACCCACCAGUUCAUCACCCAGAAGUUUGUCGUCUUCAAGGACAUCCAAGAGCUUCAAGCCAAGAAUCAAGAGCUCCUGAGAGUUACCCGUGAGCUGGCGGAGCAGAUGGAAAGCGAGGAAGCUGUCGCUGCCAAGAGCCAAGCCGUGGAGGAUCACCAAGCUGUCGAGCGCCUGCAACAGGAACUCGCCAAUAUGAUCGACGAGACCAAGUCCCUGAGGACGACAAUGGAGAGCUUCAAGGCCGAGCGUGAUAUGUUCAGACGCCUCCUUCAGCAGAAGGCCACCGCUGGCGAACUCGCCUCCAUCCUCGGCUCGGAUGACGGACAGCGCCAACCGCUCGCUAGCAUCGAGAACGAGGAGGCCGAUGGUGUCUCGCCCCAGGCCGCCCUCCGUGCCCUGCAAGUCGAGUUCGACACAUACCGAAAUGACGAGGAGUCAGUUCGCCGGUCGUUGCGGGAGCAGAUUGACAGGCUCUCUAGCGAGAAGAACUCUCUCCAGGGCGAGGUCGCCAAGAUUUCUAGUCAGAUCACUCUCGCUUCCGAGCGAUACGAGAUGCUUCAUUCCAACUUUGUCGCCCUCCAAAGUGAAAACAAGGAACUCCAGAAGCGGAACCAGUCGCUGUCUGAGGACUCCAUCAAGCAUGAAAUCCGAACCCAGCAGGUCGCCGAAGAGCUCAUCGAUGCCAAGGGCUUGCUUGAGAGUGUCCGCAACGAAGCCGCGAAUCUCAAGGCCGAGAAGAAACUUUGGAAAGACAUCCAGGAUCGUCUCAACCAGGACAAUGAGAACCUCAUGCAGGAGAAGACGCGACUCAACAACCUCCUGGCCAGCCAACAGUCCAUGCAGAACGAGCGCGAUAUUUCCGAGUCUGAAUAUAGACGGAAGGCGCAGUCGAAGAUCGAUACACUUGAACAAGAACUCAACAGCACAAAGCGGAAGUUGUCGGACGAGAUGGAAGAGGGGAAGAAGCUUCAGCUCAGAAAGGAGUUCGACGCACGCGAGUCACAGAAGCGUAUCGACGAACUAUCUACCAGCCUUAGCCAGAUCCGUGAAGAGCACGUCGCCGUUAAAACUAGCCGUGACCAUCUUCAAGCGCGUGUCGACGAGCUUACCAUCGAGCUUCGCAAUGCCGAAGAGCGGGCUGGCCGCUUGGCGCCCAGACCGACGCCCCGCCCCGGUACCAUGGCACCUCCCACUCAGACCGAUCAAGAAAACGAGGCCGAAGUGCGCGAGCUCAUCAACGAGGUCUCCGACCUCAAGAGAGAACUUGAUAUCGCCAAGUCUCAACUCGAAAACGCCAAGGAGCAGACUGAGCAAUACAAGCAGCUCAGCGAGCAGAAUGAAGAAGCUCUGUCCGAAUUCACCGCCUCUCAGGAACAAUACAGAGAGGAGAUGGAGGCUGCUCUCACUGGCAAGGACGCUAAGAUUAAGGAGCUUGAGCAGCGUGUCGAGGACUUGUCAACCGAGCUGGCAAACUCCAACAAGGAGCUUUCCCACCUACGUGACUCCCAGGCGGAGGUUGCUCGCAAGUACGAGGAUGAGAAGACCAUCUUGGACGAGGAGAUAAAGCGAUUGAAGGAAGAGACGGAGCGUCACGCCGAGGCCUCCAAGUUCCACCAACAGGACCUCCGCGCUCAGUCAGAGAUCACCGCCAAGGCUCAACAGGACUACGAACACGAGCUCGUCAAGCACGCUGAAGCUGCCAAGCUGGUCCAACAGUUGCGCACCGAAUACAACGAGCUGAAGAGUCAAUCUGCGACGCUGAGAGCUGAGGCUGAGUCUGCCAAGGUUGCUCUCUCUCAGAGUGAGAGCUCAUGGGAGGAGAGAAGACAACGUCUGGAGCAAGAGAUGUCGGAAAUCAAGACUCGCCGUGACGAUGUCAAUGCCCAGAACAAGCUGUUGCACGAGCAACUGGAAAGCAUCACGAAGCAGUUCUCUGCGCUCAAGGAGGGUCGCAAUACCUCGGCUGAGGAUGCCGGCGGCAGUGAAGAAAGUGGCAACGACAGCGCGGCCGAUGGACUUCGUGAACUCAACAACUACCUCCGACGCGAGAAGGAGAUUUUGGAGGUCCAGUACGACCUCAAGGUGCAAGAAUCUAAACGCCUGCAGCAACAACUGGAGUACUCUCAAUCUCAACUCGACGAGGCCCGUCUCAAGCUGGACCAGGAACGUCGCUCGCAAGCUGAGAGCGGUCAAGCAUCCAUUGCCCACAAAGAUCUGAUGGACAAACUCAACGAACUCAACCUUUACCGCGAGAGCAGCGCUACCCUUCGGAACGAGCUUGCUCAAGCGCGCACUCAAAUCUCCGAGAAGAACGCUAAGAUCGAGGAGCUGGAAGGCAAGGUCCAGCCUCUCGAGGCUAGGAUCGAGGAACUCCAGACACAAAAGGGUUUUCUCGAGGAAGAAAUCAAGCAAGUUCAAGAGGACCGCGACAGAUGGCAAAAGCGGACCGAGGGCAUUCUUACGAAGUACGGUCGUGUUGAUCCUGCUGAGAUGGAACAGCUCAAGCAGACCAUCACUGAUCUGCAGGCUGAACGCGACGCCCUCAAGGAGUCCGAAGCUCCUCUGCGAGCCGAGAUCGAAGAAGCCAAGCAAUUGUUGGAGACUGAGCGGGCCAAUUGGCAGAACACCCGUCAGCGCAUGACGGAUCAGUUCAAGGAACGGUCGCGAAAGCUUACCGGCGAAAAGAACGACGCCAACACAGCGCGAAACGAGGCGGUUGCCGAGAAGGAUGCCUUGGUCGCCGAGAAGGACCAACUACAACAACAACUGAACAAUGCGACCACGGAACUGGAGACGACGAGGCAGAGACUGCAGGCGACGACGCAGCAACGCACCGAGUUUGAGCAACAGAUCCAGAGCUUCCAGCAACAAGUCCAGAAGCUUCAGCAAGAUGCCCAGGUAGCGCAGUCUGGAGCUCAGGGUGCCCAGCCCCCAGCGGACGCGUCGACUUCGGUCUCUACACAAAUCGUUGCCCAGCUGGAGCAGCAACUCACUGAAAUGCGAAGCCAGCUGGAUGCCGUUUCUGCACAGAAGGCGGCCGCCGAGCAAGAGCUUGAAAACCUCCGAACGCAGUUACAGACGGUCACCUCCGAGAGAGACCAAGCUGUUCAAGCAGCGCAGCAGGCUGGUCAAUCACAGUCGCAAGCUGCGCCCGAGCCCACGGAGGCCAGCAACACGGCAACAACUGCGAACGGCACGAGUGGCAUGUCCGACGAUGAGCGCAAGGCUUUGGAGGAGAAGGUUACUGCUGCCGAGGCUAAGGCUGCGGAGUACGAACGCAAGGCGAACGAGCUCGAGGAGAAUAUUACCCAGACAAUCAAGGAACGGUCGGACAAGAUGAGGAACGCCUUGAACGAGAAGCUCCGCCAGUCUCGCGAGAAGCUGGACGAGGAAUACAGGACUAAGCUGGAGCAGGAAAAGAUCAUCUGGAAGGCUGAGCACCAAGGAGCCGCUUCUAGCCAGCCUGCGGACGAGCAGCCAGCUGUACCCGCGACGCCUAUCAAGCAACAGGACCCUGAAAUUGCUUCAACAACGCCAAUGACGGGCACGCCCGCCGGGUCAACAGAUCUGUCUCAGCUUCCCGACGCCGAGAUCCGCAAGUUUCUUUCCACGAACCCCACAGUGCGCAGCAUCAUGUCCUCGAAUCUUAGAAAGAAGCUGGAAGAGCAAACUGCCAAGGUUAAGAACGAGACAGAGACCAGCUUGAAGGCCGAGUUCGAGCAGAGAAUUGCGAGUGCUCGAGAGGAGGGCCAGAUCCAGCCGCACCCCGUCCAUCCAUAUCAGCCCCUUCUGCUCCGCCAGCUCAAGCUGGUGCGGCUUCGAAUGCCAGUGCUGCCGGGGCGAACCCGUUCGCGACUGGCGCUGCAAACGGUACACAACCUCAAGCCAACCCCUUCGCUCAAGGGGCCCAAGCGCAGCAGCAGCCGCAACAAUCACAGAAUCCUUUUGCCUCAAGUACACAAGGUGCGCAGGCUGGCCAGGCCGGACAGCAAGGUCAAGCGCAUCAGCAGCCAGCGACUCAAGGUCAACCAGCUCAACGGAGCGGCAUUCCCUUACCUGGGCGUGGUGGCACUGCUGGACGUGGCCGUGGUGGCGCAUUUGCCGCCGGUAACAGGGUGUCAAGUGGCGGCGCAGAGAGAGGUGGCAUGGCGGGACGCGGUGGACGUGGCGGCAGAGGGGGUCAGGGAGCCGGGCCAUUGA
This is a messenger RNA of Colletotrichum spaethianum, 5865 nucleotides long. RefSeq names its product protein MLP1. Gene Ontology annotation, biological process: protein import into nucleus; mRNA export from nucleus. Bases 1 to 5865 code for a protein of 1954 amino acids. The transcript has 4 exons. Gene Ontology annotation, molecular function: structural constituent of nuclear pore. NCBI's taxonomy places the organism in Eukaryota, Fungi, Ascomycota, Sordariomycetes, Glomerellales, Glomerellaceae. Gene Ontology annotation, cellular component: nuclear pore. The record is from RefSeq and is a predicted model, not a curated record.